Cololabis saira (Pacific saury) is the source of this 1810-nucleotide messenger RNA. RefSeq names its product HEXIM P-TEFb complex subunit 1 (gene hexim1). Gene Ontology annotation, biological process: negative regulation of transcription by RNA polymerase II; negative regulation of cyclin-dependent protein serine/threonine kinase activity. NCBI's taxonomy places the organism in Eukaryota, Metazoa, Chordata, Actinopteri, Beloniformes, Belonidae. Gene Ontology annotation, molecular function: cyclin-dependent protein serine/threonine kinase inhibitor activity; 7SK snRNA binding. The transcript has a single exon. The record is from RefSeq and is a predicted model, not a curated record. The coding region runs from base 334 to 1317 and encodes 327 amino acids. Gene Ontology annotation, cellular component: nucleoplasm; nucleus; cytoplasm.
UUGGUAGCACACUGGACACUGUUGUGACGGCGGAACGUAGUCUCCGGGUGAACGUUAACCGUGACAGCACCGAAACAGUUAAUGGUAGACAAACCCUUGGAGGAGUAACAAGUGUUCACUAUUCGGAAGUUUCCUCUUACUUUGCGAGGAUUAUUUUUCCCUGACUCAAAACUUUUAUUUUUAUGAUUUUCUUUUUUUAUGACAUUUAAAAAAAAAAUUUGAAAAGAUAAUAAGUUUAUCUUCUUACAGCGAACUUUGAGGUUUGAUUUUUUGAGGCCAUGAAAAGCAUCUAGGAUGCGCUGAAUUGGAGCCGUGAGAAGGAGGAUCAUCAUUAUGACGGAGCCCGCGGAGCAUCUUCACCUGGACGGUCCGGGCAGCCCAUCAGGUGAAGCCUUGGAGCAUCUCCCGGCCAGCGAGCGUGCAGUUCCGCAGAACGGCGACAGGGGGCGCCAGAGAGCGCAGCAGCGGGCGCAGAACUGCGUUCAUGUCAACACGGGCAAGUUGUGGCAAAUGCAAGAAGGCGGACGGAGGGGGGUGUGUCCUGCCCCUGCAGCCGGAAACGAGCUCUCCAUUUGCCCCGACGAGCUGCAGGAGACCCCCGACCCCCGAAACUACAGGAAAAACGGCGAGGACCGGGGUCUGCAGGGGCUGCAGGGGAGCCUGAGCCGGGAGGAGGUGGAGGUCGUGGACUCCGACACCGGCUUGGACGCUCGCAUUGGCAGGAAGCGGCACCGGCGCAGGACCUCCCGCAAAAAGCGCACCUGGAAGCCGUACAACAAGCUGUCGUGGGAGGAGAAGAAGGCGCUGGAGGAGCGGGAGACGGCCCGGGCGUCGCGCAUGCGGGAGGAGAUGUUCGCCAAGGGGCUGCCGGUGGCGCCGUACAACACCACCCAGUUCCUGAUGGACGAGCACGACCGAGAAGAGCCCGAUUUGAACACCGAGAGCGGGGCCCGGCGCAGCCUGGGGGCCGAGGACCCCGGCAGCGAGGAGGACCUGUGCGAGCCCGAGGAGGAGGACGAGGACGACGGCAGCGGCGGCGGCGGCAGCGACGGCAUCGGCAGAGCCGGCAGCGCGGGGGGGGAGUUCCUCCAGAAGGACUUUUCCGAGACCUACGAGAUGUACCACGUGGAGAGCCUGCAGAACAUGACCAAGCAGGAGCUGGUGCAGGAGUACCUGGAGCUGGAGAAGUGCAUGUCCCGGCUGGAGGAGGAGAACAACCGGCUAAGGCAGAUGCAGCAGGAGCUGGAGAGACUGAGAGCCGAGAACACGGAGCUGCUGCAGGGCCAGCUCCGCACCAGGGACAUGCAUUCCAACUAAAUAUGGAAGAAAAAAUGUUAAGCAAAAAGGUAAAACAUGGAACUGUAUUUUUCUACCGCGGUUGAAUUGGUUUGAUAUUGGAUAUAUUAGAUAUUAACACUCAUAAAACUUGUGAUACAUACUACUGAUUUUGGUCAAACCACUUGUGAUGUGUGCAUGGUCAUCUAGACUAUAUAUCACAAAACAGUAAUUAUUAAAAAAAAUCUUAUUAAAAAAAAAAAAAAAAAAAAUCAUAUAUAUGGGCUGAUUUAAUGUGGUUUAAUGAUUUCAACACCCAUAAAACUUGUGAUACAUACCACUGAUUUUGGUCAAACCACUUGUGAUGUGUUCAUGGUCAUCUAGACUAUAUAUCAAAAAACAGUAAUUAUUAUAAAAUCAUAUUAUGGGCUGAUUUAAUGAAUUCAACACCCAUAAAACUUGUGAUACAUAACACCAAUUGUUUUAUGGGUGUUGAAUUCAUUAAACCUCAUUAAAUCAGCCCAUAAUAUUAUUU